AUGGUUGAAGUCAGGAAAUACCAACUGCCGCCUACGGAACUCAUCCCGAACUCGCCACGCCCUCUCCUCCAUUACCCUGGUAUUCUGCUCUCCUCUGGCUCCAUCGCAACGGCAGCUUACGACGCAUUCUCUGAUAACGGAUGGCGUGUUCAGUGGAUAUUUCGUUACGGUCCUUCCCAAGUAUCACACUACCAUUCAGCAACUCAUGAAUGCAUGGCUGUGCUCUCGGGUACUGCAACUAUCCGAUUUGGCGUGGCAGACACUGUUCCCGACCUUGACGAGAGCACUCAGGGUUCCGGAAAAGAGGACGGGGGAAUCGAACUUCAAGCACAUGUUGGUGACGUCUUUAUCAUACCCGCCGGUGUUGCGCACAAGACAUUUAAUACUGAGCCAUCGGCCGAGUUCAAGCUCCUCACUCCCGGUGAUGGCCAUCACAUUGCCGCUAAAGAUGUGAGGCGUGCUUUGGAAGAGCUGCCACUCUCUGGAUUCACAAUGAUUGGCGCAUAUCCGGAAGGCGGAGCUUGGGAUUUUGCGAAAGGAGGAGAAAGUACCGGUAACUACGAGGCUGUUUGGGCAGUGUCGACACCGGAAAAGGACCCUGUCCUGGCAAAAGCUGAAGAAGGUCUUUGUGGGCAGUGGAAAUAG
Molecule: messenger RNA, 645 nt
Organism: Fonsecaea erecta
Lineage: Eukaryota; Fungi; Ascomycota; Eurotiomycetes; Chaetothyriales; Herpotrichiellaceae
Exons: 1
Coding region: 1-645 (214 amino acids)
Source: RefSeq, a predicted model, not a curated record